Molecule: messenger RNA, 545 nt
Organism: Hypoxylon trugodes
Lineage: Eukaryota; Fungi; Ascomycota; Sordariomycetes; Xylariales; Hypoxylaceae
Exons: 2
Coding region: 84-401 (105 amino acids)
Source: RefSeq, a predicted model, not a curated record
GAGGUCACCGUGAUGUAUUCGGGGGUAAAAGCUUUAUCCCUUCAUGAGUGAUCAUUCAUACGUAAAUUAGGGAGCAUCCGCAUAUGAAAAUAAACCAAACAAAGUCAGUCUCUUUUCUUCGCCAACUUCAACCUUUCUACCCAAGUACACAGCAAAUUCAUAAUACUACAGUAGAGCUAGAAUGCAAAGAUAUAGGUACAUUUAUCCUCAGUUCUUAUCACGGUGCUUAUUACUCAUGGGGGUAUGGAUCAUUCAUUCGGGGAAAAUUAAAACGGGCGAUGAAAAGAAAGAGGAUGAAAAAAAAAGUGAAGAAAACCACGGGUUCUACUAGAAUAAACUAUUACUCCUGGAAGAUUUUUGUUGUCGUGUCUUCACUCCUGCUCCCGUAUUCGGAAUCAUAAAUCGUUUUGAUCGAAAGCCCGUUCUAUGCUAGAUUCUUUCUUUCUCUUUCCUAUUUCCUCAGCGAAAGGACCGAUCUUAUCUUGGGAGGUUAUCUCCAUAGUUUAACUCUGAGGGUCAUUACGUUUCUUAACUUCGCCAGCCCA